CCGUGAGCCACCACGCCUGGCCACUUUUCUCUUAAACUAGAUUCCCAGGUAGCUUGCUCCCCAGCCUCAGGCAAGGGAGUUUCUCCUGUGUGCUUAUCCUACAGUCUCAGCCCCACAGCACUGAUUCCCAUAGGUUCUCAGUUUCAAAGACAGUUGUUGGUUUUCAGAGAGCCCAUUUCUCUUUUUUGAAAAUUAGAUUCAGUCAGAAACCAUUUCAACCUUGGACAGGGUAAGGACCCCACCUGUAGGAUAACCUAUUUUUAGGUGUUCAUUUUCUUUCUUCAGGAAGAGCAAGCAAGUUUCCCUCCUGUCUAUUAAAAAAUACCUUUGCAAGGCAAAGGAGGUUUAUCCGCCAUCUCCCCACAUUUUCUAGUACGUAAGAGAAAAGCAGUCUCAACACUGCAGCUUUGUCUGUCUUAGUGUUGCUCCCCAGGAAGCUCUAAAAUAAGAGGUUUUUCUUCUUCAGCUAAGGCAAUGUACCAUAAGCUCCUGGCAGGAGAUUCAGUGAAAUAGCAGAUCCCAGGAAGGGUGAACCUCACCUCUGCUUCAUCCCAUAAUACUGAUUGAUGGGUUGGCCCAUAUUACAACUUUUGGCUUCAGUAGAGCUGUACAACAUUUGGCAACCUGAGGCCAGGGCUUUCUUCCUGUUGUCUAAGACCUUAGAGCUAUACUCAUCAGCAGGCCAUGGCCCUUCAUAACCUCUUUUAUCUUCUGUUGAUUAGAGAGGAGCAUAAUGACAUCCUGGCUGUGGCUGACUGGGGUCAAAAACUUUCCUUCUACCAACUGAGUGGAAAACAGAUUGGAAAGGAUCGGGUACUGAAUUUUGACCCCUGCUGCAUCAGCUACUUUACUAAAGGGGAAUACAUUUUGCUGGGGGGUUCAGACAAGCAAGUGUCUCUUUUCACCAAGGAUGGAGUGCGGCUUGGGACUGUUGGGGAGCAGUACUCCUGGGUGUGGACGUGUCGAGUGAAACCGGAUUCCAACUAUGUGGUGGUUGGCUGCCAGGAUGGCACCAUUUCCUUCUACCAGCUUAUUUUCAGCACAGUCCAUGGGCUCUACAAGGACCGUUAUGCCUACAGGGAUAGCAUGACUGAUGUCAUUGUGCAGCACCUGAUCACUGAGCAGAAAGUUCGUAUUAAAUGCAAAGAGCUUGUCAAGAAGAUUGCCAUCUACAGAAAUCGAUUAGCUAUCCAACUGCCAGAGAAAAUCCUCAUCUAUGAGUUGUAUUCAGAGGACUCAUCAGACAUGCAUUACCGGGUAAAGGAGAGGAUUGUCAAGAAGUUUGAGUGCAACCUCCUGGUGGUGUGUGCCAAUCAUAUCAUCCUGUGCCAGGUGGGCAGCAGCAUGUUAGAGGAGUUGGACUGAAUUCCAUUUGUGCUCUCCCCAACGAUAGGGUGCCCACCUCUUGGUUUUAAAACUGGUCACUAGAAAACAAGUCUGUUUCCAUCAAACUAAGUGGCUGCUUAUUGCCUUUCAUUGUCCUGGCACCUAGAUGAACCAGACUGUAUUAGCAAGUCAUGAGCCAUAAACUGGAGAAUAC
Molecule: messenger RNA, 1540 nt
Organism: Sapajus apella (tufted capuchin)
Lineage: Eukaryota; Metazoa; Chordata; Mammalia; Primates; Cebidae
Product: intraflagellar transport protein 122 homolog
Exons: 4
Coding region: 685-1365 (226 amino acids)
Biological process (GO): non-motile cilium assembly; intraciliary retrograde transport; protein localization to cilium
Cellular component (GO): intraciliary transport particle A; non-motile cilium
Molecular function (GO): protein binding
Source: RefSeq, a predicted model, not a curated record